Messenger RNA from Cajanus cajan (pigeon pea), 1837 nucleotides. Its product is annotated as Beta-ketoacyl synthase. Gene Ontology annotation, biological process: fatty acid biosynthetic process. The record is from RefSeq and is a predicted model, not a curated record. Gene Ontology annotation, molecular function: 3-oxoacyl-[acyl-carrier-protein] synthase activity. Lineage: Eukaryota; Viridiplantae; Streptophyta; Magnoliopsida; Fabales; Fabaceae. Gene Ontology annotation, cellular component: mitochondrion.
UAAUUUGAGCGGAAGAAGGAAUAUGAAUAGGCGCAGCGUAGGAUAGAAGAAUAGAACUGAAGCUGUAUCAAGUAUCAAGUCGGCUGAACUAAACCGAUUAUCUACCGAACCCUUAAUACGCAUGGUUUGACGUUUAGGUUGAACAUGGCAACAAUGAGAAUGCGUGGAAAUGCUACAAAACUCAUAAUUUCCUUUUGUCGAACCAUUUCAUCAUCAACUCUUGCACCUCCUCCGGUUGUUUCUUCCCGAAGAGUAGUUGUCACUGGGUUAGGCAUGGUCACCCCUCUCGGUUGCGGAGUCCACGCCACGUGGAAGCGCCUCAUUGACGGGGAAUGUGGGGUCAGGGAACUGCGUUUGGAAGACCUCAAGAUGAAUGCUUUUCACGAAGAAACCCAAUCCACCACGUUUCAUCACUUGACAUCAAAAGUCGCUGCUCUUGUUCCUACUGGAACCAACCCUGGUGAAUUCACCGACCAAAUCUGGCUUAAUUCUAAGGAUCAUCGAUCAAUAGCAAGGUUUAUAGCAUAUGCACUAUGUGCUGCUGACGAAGCACUCAAGGAUUCUAAUUGGUUUCCUACUGAGCAGGAUGAUAAGGAAAGAACGGGAGUGUCUAUUGGUGGGGGAACUGGAAGUGUUAGUGACAUCUUAGAUUCUGCACAACUGAUAUGUGAGAAGCGUCUUCGUCGCCUUAGUCCAUUUUUUAUCCCACGAAUAUUGAUCAACAUGGCGUCAGGUCAUGUGAGCAUGAAAUAUGGGUUCCAGGGACCAAAUCAUGCCGCAGUCACUGCAUGCGCCACUGGCUCACAUUCUAUUGGUGAUGCAGUGAGAAUGAUUCAAUUUGGGGAUGCAGAUGUUAUGGUGGCUGGAGGCACAGAGUCCAGCAUUGAUGCAUUAUCAAUUGCAGGAUUCUGCAGGUCUCGGGCCUUGUCAACAAAGUAUAAUUCAAGCCCACAGGAAGCAUCACGACCGUUUGACAGUGGUCGAGAUGGGUUUGUGAUAGGUGAAGGUUCUGGAGUCUUGGUCUUGGAGGAAUUCGAGCAUGCAAAAAAUCGAGGAGCCAAAGUCUAUGCAGAGGUUCGUGGCUAUGGAAUGUCAGGUGAUGCAUAUCACAUUACUCAACCACCUAGUGAUGGGAGAGGUGCCAUUUUGGCCAUGACUCGUGCUCUAAGACAGUCAGGUCUUCAUCCUUCUGAAGUGGAUUACAUAAAUGCACAUGCUACAUCUACACCUUUAGGCGAUGCAAUAGAAGCUAAUGCUAUCAAAACUAUAUUCUCUGACCGUGCAAGCUCAUCUGCUUUAGCCUUCUCCUCCACAAAGGGGGCUAUUGGUCAUCUCCUAGGUGCUGCUGGAGCUGUUGAAGCAAUAUUUGCAGUUUUGGCAAUACGACAUGGAAUUGCUCCAUUAACUCUUAAUUUAACUAAGCCAGAUCCUGUGUUCGGUGAUGGUUUCAAGCCAUUGUCUGCUUCAGAAGAAAUGCCAAUUAGAGUAGCCAUGUCAAAUUCUUUUGGUUUCGGAGGCACAAAUGCGUCCCUACUUUUUGCUCACACUGGUUCGGACUGAUUAGAUGGUUGCAUCUCUUUCCAUUGGCAUUCUUUAACGAUAGCUGAUUGCUUCAUGGUGAGGAGAGUUCAAUGGCCUAAAGUUCUUGGCAGCGUACAUGUGCUUGAAGUUUAUGUUCUGCUAUGUACAUUUUGAUGCUGCCAAUUACUUUUUGAAUGUUAUUAUCUCGUAACUAUUUGGAAAGCAGCGUUGUUGACCAUUCUUAAAACGUUGAAUCCAAUUGCAAAUUCAUGUUUAAAAUCUUUUAUCUUAAAAUAAAUUUUAUAGUAAAAACUCA